This is a messenger RNA of Daphnia pulicaria, 791 nucleotides long. RefSeq lists its product as uncharacterized. The transcript has 10 exons. NCBI's taxonomy places the organism in Eukaryota, Metazoa, Arthropoda, Branchiopoda, Diplostraca, Daphniidae. Bases 1 to 615 code for a protein of 204 amino acids. The record is from RefSeq and is a predicted model, not a curated record.
AUGAAAACUGUGGACUCGGAGGGGGCUACGGCGGAGGCUACGGCGGGGGCUUCGGCGGGGGCUUCGGCGGGGGCUACGGCGGGGGCUUCGGCGGGGGCUACGGCAGCAGUCUUGGAUACGGUGGACUUGGAGGAUACGGAGGAGGACUUGGCGGCGGCUAUGGUGGACUUGGAGGUUAUGGGGGCAUUGGGGGCAUUGGAUACGGAAGCGGGCUUGGCGGCGGUUAUGGAGGAUAUGGCGGCGGGCUUGGCGGCAGCUACGGUGGUCUUGGGGGUUAUGGAGGCGGCCUUGGAUACGGUGGAGGACUUGGCGGUAGCUACGGUGGUCUUGGAGGCCUUGGAUACGGCGGCGGGCUUGGUGGCAGCUACGGUGGUCUUGGUGGUUAUGGAGGCCUUGGAUAUGGAGGAGGGCUUGGCGGCGGUUACGGAGGAUAUGGAGGCCUUGGUUACGGCGGCGGGCUUGGCGGUAGCUACGGCGGAAGUUACGGAUCUUACGGUUCCGGAUAUGGAACUCGCGCUUACUAAAAUUGAUUCGUAUUUACGUCGCAGCCUAAGCAGCAUUGUACCAACGAUCCUUCUUUGUUUUCUUCGCUUUGAUUUUCGACCUGGGAUAUGAUGUUGUUGCAGACUUUGUUCAUCCCCGAAAACCAUUUACAUCGCCUGCUGCAUCUUUACCUUACUCGUCUCCUUUCAUUUUGUUCGUUUUUAUUUACAUCAAAUGUAAAAUAUUAAAGACUGAAGCCAUGCAAUGAUUUCGCAUGCAAUCUAUACAAUAUAAAUCUUGAAACAAAA